GGCAGAACCGGAAGUGCAGGCAGCGACCGACGCGGCGAGGCGAGAUGGCGGCGACCAAGAGAAAGCGGCGUGGAGGCUUGGAGGUUCAAGCGAAGAAGCCAAAAAGGAGCUCGAAAGAUGCCGGGCAGCCAGCUAAGCAGGCCGAUGUGGCCAAAGAGGCGGAGGAGGAAAAUAGAGAUCGUAUUCCAGGUCCGGUUUGCAAGGGCAAAUGGAAAAAUAAGGAACGGAUCCUCAUCUUUUCUUCCAGAGGAAUAAAUUUCAGAACAAGACACUUAAUGCAGGACUUGAGAAUGUUGAUGCCUCAUUCUAAAGCAGAUACUAAAAUGGAUCGUAAAGAUAAAUUAUUUGUGAUAAAUGAGGUCUGUGAAAUGAAAAAUUGCAACAAAUGCAUCUACUUUGAAGCUAAGAAAAAACAGGAUCUCUAUAUGUGGCUUUCAAAUUCACCUCAUGGUCCAUCUGCCAAAUUCUUGGUUCAAAAUAUUCAUACCCUGGCUGAAUUAAAGAUGACUGGAAACUGUUUGAAAGGUUCUCGGCCCCUUUUGUCUUUUGACCCUGCUUUUGAUGACUUGCCACAUUAUGCUUUGUUAAAGGAAUUCUUAAUUCAGAUCUUCAGUACGCCACGAUACCAUCCCAAGAGUCAGCCGUUUGUGGACCACGUGUUUACGUUCACCAUUCUGGAUAACAGGAUAUGGUUCCGGAACUUCCAGAUUAUAGAAGAAGACGCUGCUCUAGUGGAAAUAGGACCUCGUUUUGUUUUAAAUCUCAUAAAGAUUUUUCAGGGAAGCUUUGGAGGACCAACCUUAUAUGAAAAUCCUCAUUACCAGUCUCCAAACAUGCAUCGGCGUGUCAUAAGAUCCAUCACAGCUGCCAAGUAUAGAGAGAGACAGCAAGUCAAAGAUGUUCAGAAACUGAGGAAGAAAGAACCAAAGACUAUCCUUCCACAUGACCCCACUGCAGACGUGUUUGUUAUACCAGCGGAGGAGAAGCCAGUAGAAAUACAGUGGGUGAAACCAGAGCCUAAAGUAGAUCUGAAAGCAAGGAAGAGACGGAUUUACAAAAGGCAUCGGAAACUGCAACAGAAGAUGAGCAGAGGGAGUGCAAAGUGAAUCAGAGGAUAACUGUAUUUAUUUUGUAUUCCAUGUGUAAAUACUUUUAGUAUACAGAACGAGCUAUGCCUAAUUAGGGCACCAUUUUAAAAAACUGAAAUCUUUAAGUCGGUGUUGGUCUUUUUCUAAUAAAGCAUCUUAACUCACCAGCUACUUUAUUCUUUUCAGAGCCUCACUUAGCACACUUACGAGUUGGCUUGCCCUGUUUGCUUAGAAUUGCAGUGUGGUUAAGCUGAUAUUCAAGCAGACUAGUUGGGUCUGUAAUUACUUACCAAGACGUUAGGGACUUUAGAGUGGAUUUUUUUUGUGGGUGGCAGAGUGGAGGAGAUGGUCAUUUACUGAGUUUUCUCUGCUGAAGUCACGAAUUCAUGAAGCCUUGAGAAGCCGACUUGUGAUUGUUAACGGAUAUUUGAUCUCACUGAACCACCAAAUUGUGGUGUUUACUGAAAAAAACCUGUUCUAGUUGUGGCUCAGCCUUUGCACACACCUUUAAUCCCGAGGGCUGAAAUACUGACACACCAUUAAUCCCAAACAAGGUAACAUCAGUUUGUAGAAGGAAACACCCUUGUUUGAAGGUGAUAUAUAAUUACGUGGCAGACAAAGUGACGAGUCAGAAAAAGAUGGGAGAGAAUAGGAUAUGCCCGAUGCGGGAGGAGAGAGGCUCUUGAGAGCAGCAGAGAAGGCAGCUUCACUGGCACAGUUGCACAGAGACGUGCUGAAGAAAGAAUGAGCCAGAAGAUUAGAACAGAUAGCCAGAGUUCAUUUGAGGUCAAGCACAGCAAAGAGGCCAAGAGAGAAGUCAGAUUGAAUCCGUCAGCUUGGAGAGGAGUUUGAGCCAGAACACCUGAGUUGAAUCAGCUAGCUGGAGAUCAGAAAACUAGAAAGGGUGAGCUUAAUUCAGUCUGUUGAGGCUGAAGGCACUCUAGGCCUGGAAUACAUUGUACAGAGGCUAGAAGCUUCCAGGACUAGACCUAGGUUAGACUGAGUAUGCCUCGGAGACAACGAUGACAUCAGGAGAAUACAAGUUACUUUGACAUCUGAUCAUUUCAGUGCCUCUACCUCUGGUGCAUCCAAGUCUUAGGUUUUGAAAAACAAGACCUGUUUGUAAGCAGUUUUAAAUUUAUCUUAGACAACUUCAGAUUCUAGAGAGCAGUAGCAACAGGGAAAACAGCAACCUGAGCCACCAGUGAUGAUGGGGAUAGCUGACUAGGGAGAUGCAUGAACAUAGAUGAUAUAUAUAUAUAUAUAUAUAUAUAUAUAUAUAUAUAUAUUAUACACACACACACACCCAUAUAUACAUAUAUGUAUGUGUAUAUAUAUAUGUGCGUAUAUGUGUUGUAUCAGAUGGUUUUGUCACAUCUUUUCACCUAACAGUGUAUGUUUUUUCACAUCUGCAGCAUGUUUAUUAACUAGACAUAUAUGUGUUACCCAUUCAGAGAUAGUUCAGUUUUUGUGUUUCUAGUAUGGUGCCUGUGGUAAAUAUUUCUGUACAGAAAUCCCUUUGUACAGUACUUGUUAAAUAAAACUCUGGUCAAGGUUUUUUUCUAG
This is a messenger RNA of Mus musculus (house mouse), 2654 nucleotides long. RefSeq names its product BRX1, biogenesis of ribosomes (gene Brix1). Gene Ontology annotation, molecular function: rRNA binding. Lineage: Eukaryota; Metazoa; Chordata; Mammalia; Rodentia; Muridae. Gene Ontology annotation, cellular component: chromosome; nucleolus. The transcript has 10 exons. Bases 45 to 1106 code for a protein of 353 amino acids. The record is from RefSeq and is marked validated. Gene Ontology annotation, biological process: rRNA processing.